Messenger RNA from Aaosphaeria arxii CBS 175.79, 905 nucleotides. RefSeq lists its product as uncharacterized. The transcript is spliced from 2 exons. NCBI's taxonomy places the organism in Eukaryota, Fungi, Ascomycota, Dothideomycetes, Pleosporales. The record is from RefSeq and is a predicted model, not a curated record. The coding region runs from base 170 to 889 and encodes 239 amino acids.
UUUUCAACGGCGAUUGAGGUCUUUUAUAACGAACAAGAUCUUCAUCUUCAUCACUAUCAUUCGUUUGAAACCUGCGAGUGUAUGAUACGGAGUGCUGAUAGUCUGAUUCACACUUCACAACGCGCCAAACCCUGAGCUAGAGAAGAUACAGACCAGCAAUUCGAUAGCAAUGGCAUCCACCGAGAUGGUCGUCGACAAGGAAAAGCUCGAGUUCCAGAAACCGAAAAAGGAGGACGAGGUCGAAGAGGCCGAAGACCCCGCGGAAGAGAAGAGGAAUCUGAGACAGGCGGCCUUCCUCCUCUCAGUGUACUGGAUCGCCUGGGCUGUCGGCGCGACCGCAGACGUCUUGCUCAUGAUUAUUGAACAAACGAAUUCGUUCCAAGCGUUAACUCCACUGUCAGCUUGGAUUUACAAGAACCGUAUCGAUCUCGCCAUCUAUAAGCAAAUCGACCCGUACGUGUACGUGAGCCCUAAGAUUCUCGUAAGCACAGGCGGCACCGGUCUCGCAACCUGCGCGCUGAUGCAAUUCGCACUCAUGGGCAAGGUGCGCGCCUCCGACCUCAGCCUCGCGCUCACGUACGUCUGGAUGGGGCUGUUCAUGCUUGGUGCCGACUGGCUGGGGGCGACUGGCCGGGAAGCCGUCGUCCUGGCCUUGCCGCUGAGCUGGCUCUCUAUGACGACGAUCUUGCUGGCCCUGCAGAGCGUCAAGUACGAUCUGAGUUACUCGAGCAUCGGAUUGGAUUUCGCUCCGUGGACAGUAGCUGUGAUUAGGUACCUGUCUACAGCAUUUUUUCUCCUGGCUAAUUGGUAUACUUUUGAGACUGGAGGCGGUUUCAUUGUUUCGCUUGUGUUGUGGGAGAGUAUUAGAUUUGUGUAUGCUAAGCUUUGAAAAAAGCUUCUGUUUG